UGGCGGGAGUUUGGUCGCUCGUCGGCUCACACCUCGCGACACUGGGAGGACGCCGGCGCGCCGUCGCUGCCGACGACCGGCGGCCGUCGCUGCCGACGAGCAGUGUCGUUGGCGAUGGGGCGGCGGACGGUGCGGUCUGGCGGAGCGCAGAGCGGGCCCACGGCGCUGCCCUGCCCGGCCACUGUCUCCGGCACACAGAGAUGAGUGCGAGUAUAUACCACUGGUCCACUAGGAGCGGGGGGCUGCUGGCGUGGAUCCUGCCCGUUGUUCUAUGUAUCCGCAUCACACAAGUACAGAUCCCGCAAUCUGUAGUGCUGGGAAAAGCAGUGACACUCGAAUGCAAGUACGACCCCGAGGGACAAGAUAUAUACGCCGUCAAGUGGUACAAAGACUCGUUCGAGUUCUACCACUUUCUGCCGAAGAGCAGACAGCAGAAGGGCAAAUACAAUGCCACCGGUCUCGACGUCGUGCUGGAGAGGUCGUCGGACUCGGAGGUGACGGUGCGGGUCAGCUCUGACCGCGCCGCCGGCACAUACAAAUGUGAGGUCUCCGGAGAGGGGCCCGAGUUCUGGACCAGCUUCGCCGAACGCAAUGUCUCCGUAGUCACGUUGCCAGACCGACAGCCGGAGAUCUGGGGCCACCAGCACGUGUAUCGCCCCGGCGAUAAUAUCUCCGUCAACUGCACAUCGCCCAACGCCCGACCGGCCGUACACAUCAACUGGUUCGUCAACGGCGAACAGGUAUCUCGAGACAAUAUCCACCACUGGCGGACACCGAGCUCCGACCGGCUGGUCACAUCCACCGGAAACCUGCGCAUGACCGUACGUCAGCAUCAUUUCAAGGCGGGCAUCAUGCAGCUGAUGUGUGUGGCCUCACUGGACGAUGUCUACUGGAAGAGUGUGCACGUGGACCUGCCGCAGUGGGGAGAGCAAGCCCGCGGGGCGCGCAGCAACGGCCUCUUUGCUAACGGAGGAAGUCAGCCCUUAUGUUUCUUGCCGUCCGUCUCGGCGCUGCUAGCAGUGUGCGCUGUAUUUGUGCUCCGUUAAUCGGACAGUUCCGUGCGGCACAUGUCCUCGUUAAUGUGGCAGUCCGCCGAGGUCAAAGUCGCGGGCUGCAGAUCCUGAAUGGAGCUCAAUGCUUGAUAUUCUGGUCGUUUCUUGUGAUAAGCCGAAGAGAAAAGAGUGUAACGCAUGCGCUCAGUGUUCCAAGAUGUGCAAAUAUACGUGUUUCUUAUU
This is a messenger RNA of Amphibalanus amphitrite, 1235 nucleotides long. RefSeq lists its product as uncharacterized. NCBI's taxonomy places the organism in Eukaryota, Metazoa, Arthropoda, Thecostraca, Balanomorpha, Balanidae. The record is from RefSeq and is a predicted model, not a curated record. The transcript has 7 exons. The coding region runs from base 201 to 1046 and encodes 281 amino acids.